Messenger RNA from Cooperia oncophora, 399 nucleotides. Lineage: Eukaryota; Metazoa; Nematoda; Chromadorea; Rhabditida; Trichostrongylidae. The record is from the annotation of a GenBank genome assembly.
AUGGACGACUAUCAGAGGUUUUCUCAACUAGUUUUUCAGGCAAUGGACUUCACUGCUAUAGAUGAAAUUAUCGAACGAGCUCGAAAAAACCAUAACCACAAAACGACUGACGCACUCUAUAAGGAAGCUAUAGCCGAAGUUGAGGCUGCUUGUCAGAAUGUUGACGCUGAAGAAAGGAAACAGUUGCGACAUAUAAUCACGCUGCUUCGUAAAGAAAGAAAAGCGAGAGCAAAAGAAACCGACAGCGUGAAGGAAAUGUACGCAACAAUGCAAUCGCUGGAGAACCCGAUUGACAGUCCUCCGGCAGAUCCAGAUGUCUGGCCAGCACCUCCCCCCAAAAGAACUACCACUCAGACUACUCGUACAAAAUCCACUGCAAACAAGGAGCUCGUGGCUUGA